Ruditapes philippinarum (Manila clam) is the source of this 1231-nucleotide messenger RNA. RefSeq names its product dihydrofolate reductase-like. The coding region runs from base 71 to 688 and encodes 205 amino acids. Gene Ontology annotation, cellular component: mitochondrion. Lineage: Eukaryota; Metazoa; Mollusca; Bivalvia; Venerida; Veneridae. Gene Ontology annotation, biological process: folic acid metabolic process; glycine biosynthetic process; dihydrofolate metabolic process. The transcript is spliced from 7 exons. Gene Ontology annotation, molecular function: NADP binding; dihydrofolate reductase activity. The record is from RefSeq and is a predicted model, not a curated record.
AGAUAAUGUGCCAGUCGAGUUACAGGAAGAGAACAAUAUCAAGUUUAGAUUUGAAGUUUUUGAAAAGAGCAUGCCGACAAAUGGACCAGUUGAAUGCGCAGCCCCAAAAGAACCAAUCAAAUUUGACAUCAUGGCUGCAAUGUGUGACGGUAAUAGAGGUAUAGGUUACAAAAUGAAACUUCCAUGGCCAAGUCUUAAGCAAGAUUAUGAAUACUACACUACAUGUGUUUCAACAUUGAGGAGUCAGUCACGUGAUGCGGGAAAUAAAAAGAUUAUUCAAAUUCGAGGCAGAAAGACCUGGCUGGUUGCAGGUGAGGCUGAACGUAAUGCUCCCAAUGUGUACACCAUUAUUGUCAGCACCACUUGGACGGAAAAAGAUUGUAACAGUCCAAAUGUUUUGAAAGUUGUACAAACGUUUCAAGCUGCCAUGUCUGAAGUAAAUCAGUUAGACAAUCAAAAUGAAGUCGACAGUGUGUGGAUCAUGGGAGGUGCUAGCAUUUAUGAGGAGGCUCUCCGUCAUCCACAGUUUGGUCGACUUUUUCUAACACACGUGUACAAAGACUUCCCAUCUGAUGCUUUCUUCCCACAAUUUGACGAUUCAUUCAAGGAAGUUCAGAACCAUCCUAAUAAAGGAAAGAUAAUGGAAGAAAAUGGUGUGAAAUAUGAAUUUAAGAUUUAUUCAAAAUAAGUCAGAUAAUUUAACUAUUGAAAAAGUUGUAAGUGGAAAAAAUUGACCGUCAAUGUCUAAUUAUUGAAAUUUGCUGAAGUUGUCGUAACUUUGUCAUUUGAGGACAAAUUAUUCAUUCUCGGAUAAAAUAAUGCGUAUUUCAAACCCAACAUGAUGCUUAAUUCAAACUUGAGCUUGACCUUGAACUGACCUGUCCACCAGAUCCAAUAUGAAAUUUGUGUUUUUUAGUUACAAAAAAAUCAGUUUUGUAGGAGUAGUCUUUACUACUAUUUUUUUCUGGCGUGGUUGACUUUAGAAAUAAGAAAAAGUCAAGGGUGGUCAUUGCCUUGUAGUGGCUCCUUUUAGUUUAGAAAGGGUAAUUUUUAUUUACUUUCGAUUAAUCUUGAACCUGAAUAAGACUUGUACAUGAUAAAAAAUUUUUUUAUUGAAGAUUUACUUGAAUACAUCUUUACUGACGUUUUCUUAAGUUUGAUGAUUUCAUAUACAUGUUGAUGAAUGCCUACUUUAGUUAUAGCUAAGAAUCCCGCUUAUAUAUAUAUAUAU